GAAAGGAGGGAGGAGAGACAAUCCAAGGAAGCUGCAGUCACACACUCUCUCCGGAGAGAAAAUAAAGAAGAAAGGGGGAAAGAAAGAUUUGAAGUCCUCUCUAUCUUUAAAAAUCUAUGACAAGGGAAAACGCGACGCAGCGGGAACAAACGAUGGUACGUUGGUGGGAGGUUGGGGAGUUCUAAGCAGAGAAUGGGGAGAAAAUAAUUUUCUCCAAAUUCAAACUCCGCCUUUCACCGAAUCGAAUUCCCCUAGCUAAGAGAGAAUAUCUAUUCUCUGAAAGGCGCUUGUCGGUACCAGCUGCAGCGGCUCCUGAGGUUGGAACUUUGGGGCGGCCACGGGGACGUUAGAGCGCCGGAUUCUGUGGCUGCUGGGGAGAAGUGGGCGGAGUUAUUCGGGUCCCCAGCCCACUGCCUCACUCCGGCCAGAUUGCGUCAGUGGAAGGAAAGCGAAAUUAAAGCCCAGGCUGGUCUCGGCUCCGGAGAGGAAGGCUUCUUUAGUGGAACCCGUGGCGUUCAGGAACCAGCACGCUUCUCAAGCCAUGGCAUCAAUUCACAGUGAAAAUAAACCUGAAGCAUAUGAAAGGACAAUUGUGGUUUCUAAUGUCCCUGUUGGAAAUUUUAAUGAUGAAGCCAUGGCAGAUAUUCUGAGGCGUUAUUUCCAGAAGGCUAAUAACAAAGAUGGAGACGUAGAAAAUGUAACAUAUCCAACAAGAAUCAAAGGAGUUGCAUUUGUGACAUUCAAGGAAAUAAAAGGUGCUGAGAACAUCCUUAAAAAGGAGAAAUACUGUCUAACAGAAGAGGGGCUACUUCCAACUUGUCUUACUGUAUCUCAUUUUAGUGAAAACGUCAUUCGUUGUGUUUUUGUUCACCUUGAUUUAUCCAUUUUUGGAAAGGAAGUUAUUGUAGAAAAUCUGGUGACAGAACUUAAAGAGAAAAUCCCAUCCUUGAAAUUCUACCUUGUGCAAGCUAAUGGACUGGUCAUUGUUAAAGGGUCAUUUUUAGCAAUCAAGAGACUAAAGGAAGUUCUGUUGUUAAAGGCCAGUUCUCUUCAUGGAAACAACACCAAUUGCGUCAGUCUGAAAGAAGAGAAGAAAAAGAAAACCUUUCCAGAAUGGAGCACAGCUGUGUCCUCAGUCCAGCCUGCAAUGCCAAAAACUAUCGGAAACGAACAGAUAAUUGUCCUUGAUACAGAUGUAUUUAAAUACAUGAAAUGUGGUAACCAAAUGUAUGAAAAGGCUUUAAAAUACUUUAAUGUUGUGAGUCAAGAGAUAGUUAAUGAUGAAGUCACCACAAUAUGUUUAAGAGGUUCUCAGACUGAUUCUCAUUCUGAUCACUUGAAAAAUGUAAAGGAAUUAAUUGAGGAAUUUUCAUAUACUCUUUCCCUUGAGCUUCGAAAAGAAACAUUAUCUCUUGAUGGAAAGGAUAUAAAUGAGAGGAGGAAUAUUUGGUUGGCAUGCCAAGUGUUGAAGCCACAGUAUCCCCAGAUUCUGGUUGAACAUAAUUCUAAGCAUAUUGAUAUCAUAGGGAAUGCUAGUGAUACCUAUCAAUUCAAAAAACUUGUCAUGAAGUUUGCAAGGGAAAAAGAUAACUUUGGAAAGCACAAUGACACUAGCUAAAAUGUCCAAGGAUUCUCAAAUCUUUCACCACGACCAACAAUUUCUUAGGAAAAGAUAGAUUUAAAUCUAUUCUUUAGAACACCUAAAUGGUCAUCAUUAUACUUCUGUCAGUAUUAUAAACGUGUAGAAAAAUAUGUAUUGCUUCCAAGUAGAAUGCUAACACAAAUCAUGCUAGAUUGACACUUAAAGAGGUUUUAAAAUCAGAUCAUCAUUAAUUAACAAAUAUCUAUUAUGGUAAGACUGCUUGAUAUUUGAACAUUCUUUGUAAUUUUGGGCAUGCUAUUCUUCUUUAGUUUUCCCCCCAAGGACUCAGUUUAAAAAAAUAUAGAUUUCUAUGAAAGUAUUUUGUUUUUAUAUUGCUUACAUUUCUUCCUUUAUCUCUCC
Phascolarctos cinereus (koala) is the source of this 2002-nucleotide messenger RNA. It is a transcript of the gene RBM43, whose product is annotated as RNA binding motif protein 43. The record is from RefSeq and is a predicted model, not a curated record. Gene Ontology annotation, molecular function: RNA binding. Lineage: Eukaryota; Metazoa; Chordata; Mammalia; Diprotodontia; Phascolarctidae.